GGGCCACCCUCUCGCGGGCUGAGAAUUCACACUGACACCUGAUUUGUCUGCUAAAUCUUGCAUGCAGAGAUGGAGUCCCCAGCAUACCCUCUGAAUCUGACCCUGAAGGAAGAGCAAAAGGAAGGAGAGAGGCAGGAAUGGGAGGAUGGCCCCAUAGAUAUGCAGAGAGUGCAAGUCUGCUCAGAGGGCGCAUGGGUCCCAGCCCUAUUUGAUGAGGUGGCCAUCUAUUUCUCGGAUGAGGAGUGGGAAGUUCUGACGGAGCCACAGAAAGCCCUCUACCGGGAAGUCAUGAGGAUGAACUAUGAGACGGUCCUGUCCCUGGGUAAUGAAUUCCCAUUCCCGAAGCCGGACAUGAUCAGUAGGUUGGAAAGGGAAGAGGAGUGUCCUAACCCUGAUGAGUGGCGGCUCCAGGGAGUAACCAUUACAGAAAAUGAAGAAUCUGACUUUAGGACUCCAGAUUGGGCAAGCCCAAUGAAUGCCACCUCCCAUUUUCCUCACCCUCAGCACCUUAACAGCUUUGGCCUGCAUCUGCCUCGGGACAUCAGUGAACUGCCUGAGUGGAGUGAGGGGUACCCUUUCUAUGUGGCCGUGGGCUUUCCAGCGUAUGACCUCUCGGCUGACGACUUAGCCAGCAAAUUUCAGCUCAGUCGAGGCAUGCGCCGCAGUUACGAUGCGGGGUUCAAGUUGAUGGUAGUGGAGUAUGCCGAGAGCACCAACAACUGUCAGGCCGCCAAGCAGUUUGGGGUGUUGGAAAAAAAUGUUCGAGACUGGCGCAAAGUGAAGCCACAACUCCAAAAUGCCCAUGUUAUGCGGCGGGCAUUCCGAGGCCCCAAGAACGGAAGGUUUGCUCUGGUAGACCAGCGUGUGGCUGAGUAUGUCAGAUACAUGCAGGCCAAAGGGGACCCCAUCACCAGGGAGGCAAUGCAGUUGAAAGCUCUUGAAAUCGCCCAGGAGAUGAACAUUCCAGAGAAAGGGUUCAAGGCAAGUCUGGGCUGGUGUCGAAGAAUGAUGAGAAGGUAUGACCUGUCUCUGAGGCACAAAGUGCCAGCUCCGCAGCACCUGGCUGAGGACCUGACUGAGAAGCUUGUCACCUACCAGCAGAGCGUGCUGGCUCUGCGCCGGACACACGACUAUGAAGUAGCGCAGAUGGGCAAUGCGGAUGAGACGCCCAUCUGCUUAGAGGUGCCCUCUAGAGUAGCUGUUGACAACCAGGGUGAAAAGCCCGUCCUGGUCAAAACCCCAGGCAGGGAGAAACUGAGGAUCACGGCCAUGCUGGGUGUCCUGGCUGAUGGGAGGAAGUUACCCCCAUACAUCAUUUUGAGGGGGACAUACAUUCCCCCUGGGAAGUUCCCCAGUGGCAUGGAGAUCCGCUGCCACCGCUACGGGUGGAUGACUGAGGACCUGAUGCAGGACUGGUUGGAAGUGGUGUGGAGACGGAGAACUGGAGCUGUACCCAAACAGCGGGGCAUGCUGAUCCUGAACGGCUUCCGCUGCCACGCCACCGACUCUGUGAAGAGUUCCAUGGAGAGCAUGAACACAGACAUGGUGAUCAUCCCCGGGGGCCUGACCUCACAGCUUCAGGUGCUGGACGUGGUUGUCUACAAGCCCCUGAACGACAGUGUCCGGGCCCAGUAUUCCAACUGGCUCCUGGCUGGGAACCUGGCACUGAGCCCCACUGGAAAUGCUAAGAAGCCACCCCUGGGCCUCUUUCUGGAGUGGGUCAUGGUCGCAUGGAACAGCAUCUCAAGUGAAUCCAUUGUCCAGGGCUUCAGGAAGUGCCACAUCUCCAGCAACUUAGCAGAGGAAGGUGAUGUCCUGUGGGAAAUUGAGAGCGAGUUGCCCAAAGAACCACCCAAAGAAUGUGACCCUGAGAGUGUGGCUGAGGGCAACUGAGCAGAGUCAGAGCUGUCUGUCUCCAUCUGCGUAUAAACACAAGUGGACAAAGGUAUUUCCUGGAGAAGAGACUACCUGUUUCCACCAAGAUGCACUGUCACAGCUCUCGUGACAUCCUUUCUGAGGAGAAGAAACCUCAAAUACAGAUGGAUACCUUCACAGAUGCCUCGAUACAAG
This is a messenger RNA of Acomys russatus (golden spiny mouse), 2070 nucleotides long. It is a transcript of the gene Pogk, whose product is annotated as pogo transposable element derived with KRAB domain. Gene Ontology annotation, molecular function: DNA binding. Bases 70 to 1893 code for a protein of 607 amino acids. Gene Ontology annotation, cellular component: nucleus. NCBI's taxonomy places the organism in Eukaryota, Metazoa, Chordata, Mammalia, Rodentia, Muridae. The record is from RefSeq and is a predicted model, not a curated record. The transcript has 5 exons. Gene Ontology annotation, biological process: regulation of DNA-templated transcription.